This is a messenger RNA of Dentiscutata erythropus, 1038 nucleotides long. The record is from the annotation of a GenBank genome assembly. Lineage: Eukaryota; Fungi; Glomeromycota; Glomeromycetes; Diversisporales; Gigasporaceae.
AUGCAGGAGAAACAUCGAAGAACAAUGCAUACCAAAGUUGCUAUAAUUACAGGCGCGAAUAGUGGUGUAGGAUUUGGAAUUGCGCAGAGAUUGUUAGAUUAUUCGUUGAACAAUCCUUCCCUAAAUAUCCGUGUUGUACUUGCUUGUCGUAAUCCAACACGAGCUUCAGUUGCUCGUGAAGCAUUAUUAGUUGAAUAUCCCGAAAGUUUAGUUGAUACAGUAACUGUUGACCUUAGUUCGGUUGAUUCUGUUUUUAAGUGUUGUAAAGAAAUCAAAGAAAAGUAUGAUCGAGUUGACUUACUAUUCUGCAAUGCUGGGAUAUUAUCAUGCAAAUACCUGGACUGGCGGAACGUGAUAUAUUUAGGAUUGAGUAAUCCUGGAAGGUUAGUAACAGGAACUCAAACACUAGUCCAACCUAUAGGAAAUAAAACGACAGAAGGAUUAGGUGAAACAUUUGCAUGUAAUGUGUUUGGGCACUAUGUAAUGGUGCGUCAAUUAGAGGAUUUGAUGAGUGUAUCAGGUGAUGCUCGCAUAAUCUGGACGGGUUCGGGUGCUGCUAACAAGGAUUAUUUUAAUUCCGCAGACUAUCAAUGCAUUGAAGGUAUUAAUCCUUACGAAUCGUCUAAACAUUUCACCGAUAUUAUUUCGGUAGCCCUUAAUACCCGCUUGAACAGACGACAUAUUUACAGUUUUACUACUAGUCCCGGCGUUGUUGCCACAAAUAUUGUCGGUGGUCAUCUGGGAUGGGUUAUGGACAAAGCAAUGAAAGUUGGAUUCAUCCUGGGACGCAUUUGUGGGUUACGAGAAGACACAGUUACCGCAUGGAAUGGCGCAUAUUCCAAUUUUAUUGUAGCUACAUUACCUAUCGAAGGUCUUAAUAAGUCUCUUAAGUAUAAUAGCUAUGCCAAACCGUGGGGAGCAAUUUAUUAUGAAGAGAGUUCUGUUGAUGGUUAUGAUGAAAAGGAAGCAACUGCUCUAUUAAAUCAAUUAGAUCACUUGUUGGAAGAUUUUCUAAAAAAAUAUGAAAUUAAAUCUUAA